Molecule: messenger RNA, 156 nt
Organism: Colletotrichum lupini
Lineage: Eukaryota; Fungi; Ascomycota; Sordariomycetes; Glomerellales; Glomerellaceae
Exons: 1
Source: RefSeq, a predicted model, not a curated record
ACUUACUUAAUAAAUAAAAGCACGGUGCGUAUUCCUAAAUAUUCUUUUAAGCCGCUAUUUUACGCUAUAGUAUUGAUAAACCUAUUAUUCCGCUUUAAUAAAGUUAAUAUUAUAAUAAAUCGAAAUAGUCUUAAGAAGCUUCUUAACUUUUACUAA